AUUAUUUCUCCUCGUUCGAAUCGCACGAGACCAGCCGCUAGGCGCUGAUUUCAGUAUUUCUCAACAGAUUUUCAGUAGCACUACCACCAGCAAAGCUCGAGCGAGUCAAUUUACCGAAACCCUGACUACAGAUUUAGGCGAUAAAGGACUCAUCUGCUGAAUCCGUUUCUUUCCAGAUUAGUCCCGCUCUUGUGUUGCAAACAGCGCCUCCUUUUUCCUGCUGCCCGCCACCAUGUCCACGUGUCCUGAUUGGAUGGAUCUGUCUGUGGAUGACCGCAACAGGAAGCUGAUGCGCCCUCCGCCUGCAAUCAACGACGAAAGCAUAAUGGAAGUGGCAAAGCAGGAGGAGCAGCAAGGUGGAUCCCUGGAUCCCUCCUCACUGUCUCAAGACGUGAAGCACCAUGGGGACACAGCCGCUGCUGAGCGCUUGCACCUGGGACUGCCGCAUCACCAACCUAGCAGCGGUGGUAACACAAGAGGACACACAGUCUUCACCACUGAGCAGGAGCUUUCAGGGAAAGCUCCAUUUGAAGCAUCCUCGUUUCAAGCACCUCCUGUAGAAGCCCCCAUACCAUGGAGGCCAGAGCAGGGGUCUACUACAGCAGCAGUGGCAGCAGAGCAGCAGCAGGCCAGGCAACAGCUGACACAGGGAGUUCACGCCUGGAGAGGUGGGGGGGCGAGUAAGCCCUGCAUCGCAUCGCCCACUAACACCUGGAGAGGCAGCAGGGCUGGCAGCAGCAGGCAACAGGUGGAAGCAGCAGUGGCGCCACCACUAGCGGCAGCGGGAGCAAGUUCAAGUUUUGGAGCAGCACCAGCAGGAGCAGCGGCAAGUGCGAGGUUUGGAGCACCACCAGCAGCAGCACCAGGAUGGCUGACUCGAGCAAACAGCGCUCCCAACAUCCACACUUCACAGCGAACACUCGUUCCCAGGGACUUCUCCGGGGCGUUUGAGAAGCGUCCCCCUGCCACCCCACCCCUUCCUGCCACGCCGCCUCCCUCCCCUGCUGACGUGGGCGAUCUGGUGGCAGCUGCACCGUCGAGCGUGCUGGCGAUGCAAGGGGGAAGAACUGGUGACGUGGCAGGAGAGGAAAGGGGUGACGUGGCAAGGCUGAGGGCGGUGGCAGACGACCUUAUCCGAAAAGGGGUGAGUGAAGCAGAGGCAAUAGAGGCUGCAGCGGUAUUGGAAGAGACGGAAGGGGGAGAGGGAGAAAUGGCAUGGACCAAGGCUGUGGAAGGAGCAUUGGAAGAAGCACCACCAGCAGCUUUGGCAGGAGCACCAGCAGAAGCAUCAGCGGCAAUAGUAGCAGAAGAGCUGCCAGAAGAACCUGAAGCAUCACCUGAGGCUGGAACCCCACCUGGUUUGUGGCAGCUUCCACAUGAGGAGACUGGAGCAACAGCAGAAUCGGCAGCACUACUGGAAGCAGCACCUUCAUUGGAGUCCUUGCCUUCACCACCAUCUCCCAGUGCUGCUGACCUCCCUCUCUCACCCAUCGUGGCACCUCCUGUUGAGUCACAUGCUCUCCAGUCAACAGAGGAGACGGCAGAGGCAGCUGUGGCAACCCCUUCCCUCCCACCCAAGCCUACUGAGCCACCUGUUGCUGCUGCAUUUGCUGCUCCUGGUGUGUCCCCAGAAACCAAACCGUCGCCUACCCAGCACUUACAGAUUGAAGGAGCCCCUUCCGAGCCUAAGGCUGAACCAAUCGUUUCCGAACCUCUGGCCCAACCUACUCCUACCGAGCCUCUUGCCCAUCCCAUCCCCUCCAAGCCUCUGGCUGUACCCAUUCCUUCCGAGCCAACUGCUGCUCAAGAGCCAGCGGGGAAUGUGGUAACAGAACCACUGCUCUCAUCAGCUGCUGCUGCUGCUGCUGCUUCAGCCAAGUCACCUGUUGCGGUUACUGCUAAGCCUACAGGGCCGCUUGCUGCUGACAGUGAACGGGACGCAGAGAGACAUAGGCUUACUGCGGCUCUGGCAAUCGUGGCGCUGACAGCAGCAACUGCUAUAAUUGGAGCGAGAACUAUAGCAGGAGAAGAAGCCGCAGCGAGGGUUGUAGCUGCUGAUGCUGCUGCUUCUACUGCUGAUGCAGCUGGUGCUGGUGAAUGCAUCUCAACGGUGCAUGCUAUUAUGGCUGUAGCUGGUGCUCAUGCCGCUAUGGGAAGCUUGAGGGGGGGAGCGAGCUCUGCAAGUGAGUGGAGCAGCCAAUCGCAGGAGGGAUCGCCAACUGUUGCGAGAAUGAAGGAGCUGAGGGAGGUGGAAGAGAUAAUGGGAGAGGGGAGAGUGGGGGGGGAGGAGAUGCCGAGAGAGGGGAGCACCGGGAGAGAGAGGAAAGAGGAGAAAUUAGGGAGAUCGGAGGAGGGGAACGAAGUAUUGGAGAUUGAGGAAAGGGAGGGAGGAGUAAUGGGAGGGGAAGGGAUGGAGGGAGCGUUUGGGAGGGAAGCUCGAAAGAAAGCACGGGAGCAGGGAGCAGGUGGUGCGUGUGCUGAUGAGGCGUUGGUUGGAGAGGAAGGGGGUUUCGGAAGGGGCAAAGGGACGGAGGGGAAGAGCGUGCUCGGGGCGAUUGUGGAAGGAGAGGAGGGGGAGGAGGGAGGGAGGGAGGAAGAGGCGGAUGAAGGUGAAACGCCCCUCGGAUCGAGUGCACUGAAGAGAGAGGAGGAUGUAUCUGCAGAGGAGGAAAUGGAAGCAUCAGAGGGAGCAGAGGGAGAAGAGGGAGCAGAAGACGCAGCUGCACUGCACGCUGCAACAGAGGGAGCCGAGGAGGCAGGGGUCAAAUCACCAAUCGCUUCAGUGGUAACAGCCAUAUUGCCGUCACCAGUGCUGCAUAUGAUGCGGCUGGAGAGAGGGGGCGAGAAGGCGAGCCCGGAGGGUGUGGGAGAGAGUGGGACGGGGGAGGGGGAAGUAGGGGAGGAAAAGAUGGAGCUGCUGGUGGAGCGAAAAGAGGAGGAGGAAGAGGAGGAAGAGGAGGAAGAGGAGGAAGAGGAGGAAGAGGAGGAAGAGGAGGAGGAGGAAGAGGAGGAAGAGCAGCAGCAGGAGCAGGCGAUGAUUGGUGUCAGAGGCAUUGCUGAGGAGGGAGUGGAGGCAGGAGGGGAGGAAGAGAAGCCACCUUCGACUAUGACUGCACUUACAGCCGCUGUGCUCCCUUCCUGGCUCUCCCCCGCCACAGGGACUGAGGAAGGAGCUGCGGAGGGGAGAGGUGGUGAGGAGGAGGAGAAGGAGCCGCCGCAGCAGCAGCAGGAGCAGGAGCAGGAAGAGCAGCAGCCGGAGCAGGCGAUCAUUGGUGUCAGAGGCAUUGCUGAGGAGGGAGUGGAGGCAGGAGGAGAGGAAGAGAAGCCGCCUUCGACUAUGACUGCACUUACAGCCGCUGUGCUCCCUUCCUGGCUCUCCCCCGCCACAGGGACUGAGGAAGGAGCUGCGGAGGGGAGAGGUGGUGGUGAGGAGAAGGAGCCGCCGCGGCAGCAGCAGGAGCAGGAGAAGGAGCAGGAGCAGGAAGAGCAGCAGCAGGAGCAGGCGAUGAUUGAUGUCAGAGGCAUCGCUGAGGAAGGAGUGGAGGCAGGAGGAGAGGAAGAGAAGCCGCCUUCGACUAUGACUGCACUUACAGCCGCUGUGCUCCCUUCCUGGCUCUCCCCCGCCACAGGGACUGAGGAAGGAGCUGCGGAGGGGAGAGGUGGUGAGGAGGAGGAGAAGGAGCCGCCGAAGCAGCAGCAGGAGCAGGAGCAGGAGCAGGAGCAGGAAGAGCAGCAGCAGGAGCAGGCGAUGAUUGGUGUCAGAGGCAUCGCUGAGGAACGAGUGGAGGCAGGAGGGGAGGAAGUAAAGCAGCCUUCGAGCAUGUCUGUCCUUGCUGCUGCUGUGCUCCCUUCCUGGCUCUCCCCUGCCACAGGGGCAGAGGAAGGCGCUGGAGCUGUGACCGAGGAGGAAGAAGGUAGUCAGGAGGAGGAGGAGGGGGAGCAGCAGCAACAGCAAGAAUGGCAGGAGGAAGGGAAGGAGAUUGGUCCCAGUGGUAUGAUUCAGGAGGAAGCAGAGGGAGAAGGAGAGGGAGAGAAGAAGCCUUCAACAAUGGCUGCCCUUGCAGCCGCUGUGCUUCCUGCCUGGCUCUCGCCUGCCAGGAGGACAGAGGCAGGGGCUGGAGCAUGGAACGAAGAAGGGGAGAUAGAGCAGCAGCAGCAGCAGCAGCAGGAGGAGGAGGAGGAGGAGGAAGGGCAAGGGGAACAGCAGCAGGAAGUUGGGAAUACUAAGGGCCUCACAAAUCAAGGAGGGGCAGGGGAGGAGGGAGAGGAAGAAGUGCUUGAAGGGACCGGUGAAGAGUGGUCGCGUAUGGUGUCCCAGGAACCGGUUGAGCGUGUGAACAAGGGAUUGUAUGCGAGGCUGCUUGAAAGUGUGAUGCCUGGAGUGGACUGGGGCGACAUGCCAGCAGCAGUGCAACCAGGUGACAUGCCAGCAGUGGUACCAAGUGACAUGCCAGCAGCAGCGCAACCAAGUGACAUUCCGGCAGCAGUGCAAGCAAGCGGCAUACCAGCAGCAGUGCAAGCAAGCGGCAUUCCAGCACCAGAAUCGACUGACACCUACAAGGAGGCACCUGCUGCUGAAGGAGAGGAGAAGAAGCAGCCUUCCACCCUUGCUGCUAUGGCAGCAGCUGUGCUCCCUCCCUGGCUCUCCCAUGCAGUUGGUGCAGAGGGAGGAGGAGUGCCUGAGGAUGAGGAGGAGGAGGAGUUGGAGGAGGAAGAGGAGGAAGAAGAGGAGGAAAGCGAGGAGGAGGAGGAGGAGGGGGGGGAAGAGGAGGAAGGGCCGCAGGAGCAAGAGGAGGAGGAGGACGAUGAGGACAGAGACGAGCAGCAGCAGGAGGCGUGGAUGAUGGAGGGUGCGGUACCACGCGGAGAGAUAGAGGCUGCAAUAGCUGAGGAGAUAGCUGAAGAGACAGGCGAAGAAGAGGCAGUACUGAUGGCCCAUGACAUGGCUGAACAUGCCAUGCGAACCAUGCAUACAGAACAGCAGAGAAUGGUGUUUGCAGGGGGGUCAAGUGACAUUGCUGCCACGGAACCGAGUGCUACUCACAAGGAGACCCGUGGGGAAGGGGAGACCCUUGGGGAAAGGUCAGGCGAAACCUCUCAGGUGGCACCAGGGUUGAUCCCUGAAAAGACAUCGUCUCAACUGCCAGGAGAAGGUACGACCGGGACAGGAGGGGGUUGGUUUGGAUGGGGCCGCUGCAGCAGAUCGGAGGAGGGAGGAGGGGAUGUGACUAAACCGGGGAGAGAAGGGUGGGAUGUGGGCGAACCGGGUCAAGGUGGGUCGGAUGUGACUAAUUCAGGGAGAGGGGAGCGGGAUGUGAUUGAAUUGGGGGAGGAGCUGGAGGAGCCAAUGAGCGUGGAGGAGAGUGCAUGGCUGGUGGAAGUAGCAAGGGGGGAGCUGAGAGGGGCACGGGAAGACAUGGGCAAAGCACUGGAGAGGCAGAUGCGGAUGCUGGCUGCAUAAAAAAAUACUUGGAUGCACGAAGGCCUGGCUUGGCUGCACGAAGGCCUGGCUUAGCUGCACUGCACGAAGGCCUGGCUUGGCUGCAUAAACGCUAGGCUACAUGGUGGUACACCCUAAAGUUGGGAGGAGCUGGGAGGAGCAAGGAAGACAGACCCAGAUCAUUGGAGGGGCAGAUGGCUAUGCUGGAGGUGAGUGAGGGUUUGGAAUGAUGAAUGAUGAGAGGGUUGGGCGAGGAGCUGAGAGGGGCCAAGGAAGACAUGGCAAGGGCAGUGGAGAGACAGAUGGCUGUGAUGGAGGUGUGAGAAUUAGGAAUGAUGAAUAGUCAGCAGAGUUACCAGGCGAAGGACUGAGAGUGGCCAAGAAAGACGUUGCAAGGGUAGCGGGUAGGCGGGUGGAAACGCUGGCAGUGUGGAUGACUGGAAGGAUGGAUAGUGAUGUGACUGGGAUUGAUGGUUGAUACUUGGUGAGGGAUAUGGGGCUGAAUCAAUCUGAGUAGAAGGAGAGAUGAUGUGGAAGGGGUGCACAAUCUGAUGGUGUGUGAGGAUAUGGUGGAGUAGUGAGCAAGCUAAAUGCCCAAGGGGGGGAUAUGGG
Closterium sp. NIES-67 is the source of this 6052-nucleotide messenger RNA. The record is from the annotation of a GenBank genome assembly. NCBI's taxonomy places the organism in Eukaryota, Viridiplantae, Streptophyta, Zygnematophyceae, Desmidiales, Closteriaceae.